Molecule: messenger RNA, 2169 nt
Organism: Fraxinus pennsylvanica
Lineage: Eukaryota; Viridiplantae; Streptophyta; Magnoliopsida; Lamiales; Oleaceae
Source: the annotation of a GenBank genome assembly
AUGUCGAAUUCUAAAGUGGUAUAUGAAGGAUGGAUGGUGAGGUACGGUCGGAGAAAGAUUGGAAGAUCAUACAUUCACAUGCGGUACUUCGUGCUUGAGACUCGGUUGUUGGCCUAUUACAAAAAGAAGCCCCAACACAACGUGGUACCAAUAAAAACUCUUCUCAUAGAUGGCAAUUGUAGGGUGGAGGAUCGUGGAUUGAAGACUCAACAUGGACAUAUGGUUUAUGUUCUGUCUGUUUACAACAAGAAAGAGAAAUAUAAUAGAAUUACGAUGGCAGCUUUCAACAUCCAGGAGGCACUUAUUUGGAAAGAAAAAAUUGAAUCUGUUAUUGAUCAGUAUCAAGAUUCACAAGCUGCCAACGGUAACAAAUAUCUUUCUUUUGAAUAUAAAUCUGGAAUGGAUAAUGGAAGGAUUGCUUCAUCAUCUGACCAUGAAAGUCAGUUUAGUGCGGCUGAAGAUGAAAAUGACUCAUGUCGGAGUUUGUCACGCAGAACAACAAUUGGAAAUGGUCCCCCUGAUUUUGUAUUUGAUUGGACAAGGGAAAUAGACUCAGACUUGGCAAACCAGAAUUCUAACAAUCAAGCAUUUUCGAGAAAGUAUUGGCGCCUUCUUCAAUGUCAAAAUGGGCUUCGGAUUUUUGAGGAGCUUGUCGAAGUGGAUUUCCUUCCAAAGAGCUGUAGUAGAGCAAUGAAGGCUGUUGGGGUUGUGGAGGCUACAUGUGAAGAAAUUUUUGAGCUAGUAAUGAGCAUGGAUGCCACACGGUUUGAAUGGGAUUGCAGUUUCCAGUACGGUAGCUUAGUUGAGGAGGUAGACGGACAUACAGCAAUACUAUAUCAGAGUCUUCAACUGGACUGGUUCCCUAUGUUUGUGUGGCCCCGUGACCUCUGCUAUGUGAGGUAUUGGCGUCGAAAUGAUGAUGGGAGUUAUGUUGUGUUAUUUCGUUCGAGGGAGCAUGAGAAUUGUGGUCCAGAGCCAGGAUUUGUUCGAGCUCAUAUUGAGAGUGGAGGGUUCAAUAUUUCACCAAUGAAACCUCGUAAUGGGAGACCGAGAGCUCAGGUGCAGCAUCUUAUGCAGAUUGAUCUCAAAGGAUGGGGAGUGGGUUAUAUAUCAUCAUUUCAGCAACAUUGUCUGCUUCAGAUGUUAAAUUGCGUUGCUGGAUUGCGUGAAUACUUUUCUCAAACUGAUAACAGGACUGCUGCACCAAGAAUUCCUGUUAUGGUUAAUAUGACAUCAGUUUCCAAUUCUUUGAAGAGGAGUCACAAACUCAACUCAUCUUCUGCUCUUCGUAGUCCUUCUCUAGAUCAAAUACAAGCUGAAAAUAAGAAUGGUGCAUUGAUGGACGAAUACUCUGAUGAAGAUGAAGAUCAAGUCGUCGAUCAAGAAACAUCCAGCAUUGAAAUCGAAGACAAGAGAACUGCUGAUGAAGAAGAACCUCAAGACCAAAUCGAUUUGUCCAACUUCUCGGGCAACCUUCGGCGUGACAACCACGAAAAGGCUCGUGAUUGCUGGACAUUAUCUGAUGGAAACAACUUCAGAGUUCGUAGCAAGCAAUUUUGCUAUGACAAAUCAAAGGUUCCUGCUGGUAAACAUCUCAUGGAACUUGUUGCUGUGGACUGGUUCAAAGAUUCAAAAAGAAUGGACCAUGUUGCCAGACGACGUGGGUGUGCAGCACAAGUUGCUUCAGAUAAAGGACUUUUCUCUAUUGUUUUUAAUCUGCAAGUGCCUGGAUCGACACACUACAGCAUGGUUUUCUAUUUUGUGACUAAGAAAUUAGUACCGGGAUCUCUCUUACAGCGGUUCGUUGAUGGGGAUGAUGAAUUUCGCAAUAGCAGACUGAAACUUAUUCCAUCAGUGCCCAAGGGAUCAUGGAUUGUUCGUCAGAGUGUUGGAAGCACCCCCUGUUUACUGGGAAAAGCUGUUGAUUGCAACUAUAUCCGUGGUCCCAAGUAUUUGGAAAUUGAUGUUGACAUUGGUUCUUCCACUGUGGCAAAUGGAGUCCUGGGGCUUGUAAUUGGUGUGAUUACAACUCUUGUUGUCGACAUGGCUUUCCUCGUACAGGCUAACACAACGGAUGAGUUACCCGAGCGACUUAUCGGUGCUGUUCGAGUUUCACAUAUAGAAUUGUCAUCAGCUAUUGUCCCAGUGCUCAAAUCGGAUACAACAUAG